AUGAAGACUUUACAUACGCAUACUCGGGAAAUCAGAAACCAGACUCGUGUUCGAAAACUUGACCCGAAUGUUGUUGUAAUACUCGGUACUCCUUGGCAAUCAGCUGGUCCAGGUGAUGAUGUCAUUAACAGUCCCGUUUCUGGAAAAAAUUUAUUGUAUGCUCUACAUUAUUAUGUUGUCCCAAAUAACGAGCAUAUUGAGAAUCAAAAGAAAAGGAUUUUAAAAGCCAAAUCAAAAGGAAUUGGAACUUUUAUUAGUGAAUAUGGCGAUGCUGAUGUUAAUCUUCCUGCUCCGCUUAAACCAAAUGAAAUGAAAUCUUUUUGGGCCUUUAUGGAUCAAAACAAACUUUCCUACUGCAAAUGGUCAUUAUCCAACAAAAAUGAAGUCUACUCCUUGGUGCUGCCUCAUUGUACCCCUGAUCAAGCAAACCAAGAAAGAUGCCUCAGUCCCUCUGGAAAAUUGCUUCGCGAUUAUAUGAAAAAUCAAAGGAAUGGCAUCACAGGCUGUUGA
Messenger RNA from Meloidogyne enterolobii, 510 nucleotides. NCBI's taxonomy places the organism in Eukaryota, Metazoa, Nematoda, Chromadorea, Rhabditida, Meloidogynidae. The record is from the annotation of a GenBank genome assembly.